Molecule: messenger RNA, 1528 nt
Organism: Daphnia pulicaria
Lineage: Eukaryota; Metazoa; Arthropoda; Branchiopoda; Diplostraca; Daphniidae
Product: collagen alpha-1(XXIII) chain-like
Exons: 4
Coding region: 21-1322 (433 amino acids)
Source: RefSeq, a predicted model, not a curated record
AUUUAAAAGCAUUGCUCGGAAUGAUCCAAGUCAGUGUCGAGUCAGCGACAAUUCGAGCAGCAACAAAUAUAUUCUGGAUAACGAUUGUGUUUAAGCGUGUAGAACUGGCAAAAUAUCUAUACGUACACAAAACAACCAUGAGAGUUGUGGUAUUUAUUUCAUUGUUCGCAGCCAUUGCUAUUGCUCUUCCACAGCAAUAUUACCGACAAAAUGGCCAGCAUCAGCAGCAGGGACAUCGGGUCCCCAUCAGCAGGCAGCAGUGGGCAGCUCUGAACCCAUACGGCACCCCGUCAACUCAUUAUGGGAAUAAUCCACACAUUCAGAAGCAAUGGGAGAGCUUGUACAUACACCUGCCAUUUCUGAGGGGUCCUCCUGGUUAUCCUGGAGCUAAGGGUGAAACUGGAGCGACUGGAGCUCCUGGUCAUCCGGGCGCACCCGGAGAAAAAGGCAAACAUGGCAAUCAUGGUGCACCUGGAGAGAAAGGUGAAAAGGGCGACACGGGAGAAAAAGGAGAAAGUGGCGACGAUGGCAGCAAAGGUGAGAAAGGAGAACCUGGUCGGGAUGGACUCAAUGGAGCCCCUGGAAAGAUUGGAUAUCCCGGUUUUCCUGGACCCCAAGGGCCAAAAGGCAACACGGGAGAACCUGGUUACGUUAUCCCUUCUAAAAUCCCUGGACCUCCUGGUUUUCCCGGAACCCCUGGCAAAGACGGUGCUCCAGGUUUUCCUGGUAGUCCAGGACCCAUCGGUCCACCUGGCGCAACCGGAGAAAAAGGCUCUCCCGGUGAAAGCGGUCCAAAGGGAGAAGACGGAGAUGAUGGUGAAGAUGGGUCACCAGGUAAAGAUGGAGCACCCAGUUUUGUGGCGGGACCUCCAGGACCACCCGGCCUUACUAUUCAUGGUAAAGAUGGAUAUCCUGGCGCUGAUGGUAUGCCUGGAAAGGAUGGACGUCCUGGUGAACAUGGCGAAAAAGGUGACACUGGAGAGAAAGGUUCAGCAGGAAAAGAUGGGCUUGCUGGAAUUCCAGGCACUCAUGGCUUUCCCGGCCCGAAGGGGCCUCCCGGUCGGCAAGGAUAUCCUGGCUUUCCAGGUCCCGUAGGGCCAGCAGGAUCGACAGGUAGAACCGGCCAGCCCGGAUAUCCAGGUCCAUCUGGUUUUCCCGGUAGUCCUGGUCAUCCCGGUUCUGCAGGAGCUCCUGGUUUCCCGGGAAUCUCCUAUCACUCUUUCGGUCCUUACUUUACGAUUCCCGAUAGCGUUUGGGGCUCGAGCUACGAUUCGUCAGACUCAUUUUGGAAAAAUUAUAAUAGGCGCGCUUCCAGAUAUUAGGCAGAACACGACCGUGUAUGUGGGCAAAGUAGAAAUAUCGUCUUUUUCAUCCGUGGUUUUCUUUCUUUCAUAAAAUAUCAAUUAUAUAUCGUAAAAAGUUUAAGGAGAUGUCUGUACUCUGUAUUGAGAGCCUUGCUUAAUUGUAGCGCUGAAUGUGAAUAAAUGUUGGAGCUGAAUAUAAGCCUAAUACAGUUAAUUACAUGGUA